Molecule: messenger RNA, 1952 nt
Organism: Dicentrarchus labrax (European seabass)
Lineage: Eukaryota; Metazoa; Chordata; Actinopteri; Moronidae
Gene: cirsr
Product: corepressor interacting with RBPJ, CIR1
Exons: 10
Coding region: 99-1478 (459 amino acids)
Biological process (GO): negative regulation of DNA-templated transcription
Cellular component (GO): nucleus
Molecular function (GO): transcription corepressor activity
Source: RefSeq, a predicted model, not a curated record
UAACUUCACGCAGACCGAUUUGUUUACGACGCUAGCGACUCCGUUAGCUAACAUUAACGCUAAACUGUAAACUCAGUUGACGUUACAGGUCGUCAGCCAUGGGGAAAUCGUUUGCAAAUUUCAUGUGUAAGAAGGAUUUUCAUCCUGCGUCGAAGUCAAAUAUCAAAAAGGUAUGGAUAGCAGAACAGAAACUGACUUUCGAGAAGACCAAGCAAGAAGAACUAAUGCAGGCCUAUCUGAAAGAGCAGGACACUUACAACAACAGGUUGUUGAUGGGCGAUGACCGUGUUAAAAAUGGCCUCAAUUUUAUGUACGAGGCUCCACCUGGAGCAUCCAAAGAGGAAAGGAAAGAGGAUGGGGAAGAAGAGUACAAAUUUGAGUGGCAGAAGGUGGCUCCUCGAGAGAAGUAUGCAAAGGAUGACAUGAAUAUUAGAGAUCAGCCGUUUGGAAUCCAGGUGCGCAACGUAAGAUGCAUCAAAUGUCACAAAUGGGGCCAUGUGAACACAGACAGAGAGUGUCCUCUCUAUGGGCUGUCGGGUAUCAAUGCCAGCUCUGUGGCCUCCGAGGAGGCAGCAGGUCCGUCGAUGCACCCCUCGGAGUUAAUGGCAGAGAUGCGAAACAGUGGGUUUGCCUUGAAAAAAUGUGUCCUUGGUAGGAAUGCUACUGUUUGUGAUCCAUCGCAGGAAUAUGUUGCCAGUGAAGAAGAGGACGAUCCCGAGGUGGAGUUUCUGAAGUCAUUAUCAACAAAGCAAAAACAGAAGCUCCUCAGAAAACUCGACCGCCUGGAAAAGCAGAAGGCCAAGAAAAAGAAGAGCAAAAAACAGAAAAAGAAAAGCAAAAGAAAACACAAGAAAAAGCAUGAAAGCAGUGAGAGCUCCAGUGACUCCUCCAAUAGCAGCAGCAGCAGUAGUAGUAGUAGUGAUAGUGGCUCCGAUUCAGACAGCCAUGGCAAGUUCAAGAGCCAAAAGAGAAAGAAGAACAAGAAAAAAGAUUCCUGUCGGGAUAACAGCUCUAAGAGCGAGCGGCAAGUCAAGAGUCAGAAAAAGGCCUCCUCUCAUAGGAGCAGGUCACCGAGCCCUCGCACUAGACAGAAGCGGCCUGAAGAGGAGUCCGGAGAUUAUAGACAAACAAGGACAGAGAGGGGAAGGAGCAGGAGUCGACAGCGCAGCCCAGAGAACAAGAUCAAGCUGGAGGGAGGUCAAGAGAGAAAGAGACACAACAGCAGGGACAGGCAGAGACCUAGCAGCUCCAAGUCUGGCUUGGACAGAAGUAGGAGCCACGAGAGAGGCAGGGAGGACAGAGGUAAAGACAGGCGUCACAGUAGAGAUGGUGAGAGGAACAGAAGUAACACAGAUGGAAGGAAGGGCAGAACAGCAGAUGGGAGGAGCAGAAGCAGGGAAAGGAGGAAAGAAAGGGAGGGAAGGGGAAGAAGUAGGAGUAGGGAGAGAAGCCAAGACAGAGGAAGAAGAAAGCACUGACUGUGUUUUUUCCCCCCUGUUUAAAAUAUUGGACAAGUAGUAAAACAGUUUUUAGUUCAGUGACUGUCAUGUAGUAUUCUUGGUAAUCAGUGUCCCUCAUAUUUAAAAUCGCAGUGGGUCUCAUUUUCCUCCAGUAGAGGGAAGCAGUGGACAGAAAAUAUGUGGCUGCAGCUCAUUGCGCUCUUGUGUUGUCUUGGAUUGUAUGAAAGGGUCUAAAUUAAUUGAUUACCAUUAGUAGCAAUUUGCAGCUGUGAUCCGUUGAUGGGAAAAUGUUGGACUCAUUUUAAUGGUCAGUUGGCGACAAGAAAGACUUUUUCUGUUGCUGCAGUUUUUUUUUUUUUUUUUAACCUUAGUUUCAUUAUUGUGUCUUUUUGGAAAUAUCAACUCUGUAAGCUGUACUGUCUGGACGGCUGUUGAUUCCUGAACAUAAUAAUCAGGACUUUUAUUUUCUCAUUAAAUUUUUAAUCAUCUCAA